AUGUUGAUUUAUUACAGUGUGAGCCAUCUUGGUUAGUUGCAAUUUACUUAAUACUCGAAACAUUUCAUUUUGAUCCAAGAAACUAUAGCCAGUAAUCAGGAUGCAAAUGUACACAGCUCUUGACAAUUCGCAUUGGAUUCAAAUUUUUCUACGAAAACGUCUAGAGGUGCGUGGGUUCCAUACAGUUAUAGUGUUCCAGAUACUUUCAAAAAUGGCGAAUGUUUUUGUGAAUUGCAAAAAGUAGCACAAGCUGAGCAAAAGCAAACUUUUUUACUUACCAUGCCUACUGUGCAGGGGUAUUGUAAUCCCUAAAAAAUUCUAAAAUUAGAUAUUAUGUUUUUUGGAUAUACGACAUAUACAUCGCGAAAAACCACGUCACUCAUUUCAGUCGGUCUGUCUGUCCGCUAAUGAUAUCCUAUUACUACUGUAAUAUGGCACGGAUGAGAAAGCUUUUUUGUUUUUGAAAAUCGGUCCAGUGGCGGUGGAAAAAAGGUCUAAAAUGGAAAAAAUAAAAAUCGCUGAAAUCUUCGUUUUUCGACCUUACCGUCAUAGGCACCUCCCACCCCGCUCACGUAGCGCCGUUACAAUCGGCAGUUUGGUUUGGAAGUAAGAAGUGGCAACACGUUUUCGUACCUGGAAAGUGAGUUUAUUCAGUUUUCGACAUUUGAUCUCUGUUCUUUACUGUGGAUAGAUUCCAGCACGCCACUUAUAUACACCAAUGCCCUUCAACUAUAGAAAAAAACAAACAACUAGAAAGAGAAGCAAUUUAGAUCUGUCAGUAAUAAAAAAUGCUUUAGGUGACAUUGAUCAAGGAAAGUCUAUCCGAGGUGUUGCUUUGGAAUAUGGAAUUGACAGAAAUACCUUAAGAAAUUAUUUAAGAGACAGGUCUAAAUUGACUAAAAUAAGUGAACAAGGAAGCCAGUUUAAAACAUCUAUGAUAUUUACAAUCGAAGAAGAGAAGGCGCUUGUUGAAUAUCUUAUAGCUUGCAGCAAAAUGAAUUAUGGAUUAACCAGACAGGCGACUAUGCAGCUAGCAUAUGAAUAUGCAACAAUGAAUUCCAAAAAGGUUCCAGAUUGUUGGACUUCCAACAACUGCGCAGGAAAAGAUUGGUUCCGGGGAUUUAUGACAAGAAACCCUGAACUAAGUUUGAGAACCCCAGAAGCCACCAGUUUAUCCAGAUCAACCAGCUUCAAUAGAAAAAACGUUACUGAUUUCUUCGAGAACCUCAAAGAAGUUAGAGAAAAAUACCAAUUUGAAGCACAUAACAUCUAUAACUGUGAUGAAACAGGGUGUACGACUGUACAAGAGUGUCCCAAAGUAAUAGCGAGCAAGCAUAUGCGUCAAGUAGGACAAGUUACUUCAGCUGAACGCGGCAGCCUUGUGACCGUUUGCUUCGCUGUGAACGCUCUGGGAAAUGUUCUUCCUCCAUUUUUCAUUUUCCCUAGGGUUAGAUACAAC
Molecule: messenger RNA, 1459 nt
Organism: Acanthoscelides obtectus
Lineage: Eukaryota; Metazoa; Arthropoda; Insecta; Coleoptera; Chrysomelidae
Source: the annotation of a GenBank genome assembly